AUGGAAUUUAAUGAUAAGAAAUCAAAUUAUGAACUUUUAGGGGAAUACAAUGUUCAUUCGUUGACCGAGUGCGCUGCGUUGUGUCAAAGUGAGUGCGGCUUCUUUGGUUUCAGCUAUCAAAUGAAGAAAUGCCGCACCCACAAGAAAAGUCUUACGAUUGAGCUGUCUGAUGAGGCCGGUUGGAGAUACUACUCUGAUGACGUUUUUACUAGCACGCCCAAAGAUUGCAAGGAUCUUCGAGAAAAAGGACAAACUAUCACAGGAGUGUAUGAUAUAUACCCCUACCGCACACUAACAGUACCGGUCCGUGUUUUCUGCGAUAUGACCACAAUGGGCGGGGGGUGGACGGCCAUUCAGAAACGCGUAGACGGAUCAGUGAGUUUUGACAGGAACUGGCCGGAUUAUAAGAAUGGUUUCGGUUUACCAGAACAGAAUGUCUGGAUUGAAAACUCAUCAUACCUUUAUGUGUCCAUCACUCUCCAGAAUGGUACAAAACUGUAUGAAAUGUACGACCGAUUCUCUGUCUCCGACGAAGCAGGAAAAUAUCAACUCUUUCUUGCAGGACCUGCCACGGGGACCUUAGGUGCCAGUAUGAUAGACACCGGGGAUUCUGGGAAUGAACUAAUUAUUUAUUGUUUCUCUUUCCCGCACCCUUAG
Messenger RNA from Saccostrea cuccullata (small rock oyster), 657 nucleotides. RefSeq names its product ryncolin-4-like. The record is from RefSeq and is a predicted model, not a curated record. Lineage: Eukaryota; Metazoa; Mollusca; Bivalvia; Ostreida; Ostreidae. The transcript has 5 exons. The coding region runs from base 1 to 657 and encodes 218 amino acids.